Messenger RNA from Paramecium tetraurelia, 903 nucleotides. RefSeq lists its product as uncharacterized. Lineage: Eukaryota; Ciliophora; Oligohymenophorea; Peniculida; Parameciidae. The record is from RefSeq and is a predicted model, not a curated record. Gene Ontology annotation, molecular function: phosphoprotein phosphatase activity. The transcript is spliced from 5 exons.
AUGUAAAACAAUUAAAUCAUUUACUCUUAACCUUAAGAAAAAAGAUCAUUUUUGUCUCGAUUGUGUUCUUGCUUUGAAUAUUUCAAAAAGAAUCCUAAGCAAGAGAAUUAAUAUCAUCCAGAAAUAGAUAGUCCGAAAUCGUCAUUUAUUGGUCAAAGGAAAAUAAUUGUUUUGGACUUAGAUGAAACAUUAGUGCAUAGUUAAUUUUAGCACUUUGAUUCUUACGACUUGUCACUUGAUAUUGUGGUGUAAUCACAGAAUUUUAAAGUAUUUGUGAUUGUCCGUCCUGGAAUUAAGUAAUUCUUUGAUUAACUUAAUCAAUUCUACGACAUAAUUUUGUGGACAGCUAGUUUAAAGGAGUAUGCCAUGCCAGUAAUGGACUAUAUUGAUCCAGAUAGAAAAGCGGUGGAGAGAUUAUUUAGAGAUAGUUGUACCCCUUUGAAAAAUGGAUUAACUAAGGAUUUAACUAAAUUGGGGAGAGAUCUUAAGGAUGUUGUGAUUGUUGAUAAUUCAGUUUUCUCAUUUAUUAUGAAUCCUGAGAAUGGGUUAAAGAUUAAGGAUUUUUAUUUUGAUAAAUUUGACAAGGAACUAGAAACCAUAUUGCCUUUUUUAAUUUGGAUUUCAUAAUUGUCUGAUGUCAGACCAGUUUAAAUACAAUAUGGAGAGUUUCAAAAGAAGAAGCGAUUAGAGAAGAAGAGUGAUGAAUAACAAAAUUAAUAUGGGAUAUCGAAAUCUGUAACGAUUUAGAGGAAGAAACUUAAUCGGAAGAGUCUGAUCAAGACAUUGACUGAGCAUGUGAUGGAGAGAGCACGAGUAGGCAAAGAGGACACUAAUGAGAGUGAGAAGGAAACAUUUGAGAUGGGUAAUUGAUACUGAGAGUUUUGGUUUAAUUUAUUUGUUUGU